AAGCCUUAGUUUGACAUGAAAUAUCUGACCGAUUUACUGGAUAAAGAUAAAAUGUCUCUGUAUCAAAAAUAUAUGACAUUUGAUCAAGGGGAAAAAAUUCAAGUUACAUACAUAUGGAUCGACGGAACUGGGCAAAAUAUAAGAGGUAAAACUAGAACUGUUAACGCUCAACCUUUGUGUAUUGCGGAAUUACCUAUUUGGAACUACGAUGGUUCCAGUACUUAUCAAGCUGAAGGCUCUAACUCUGAUACAUACUUACAUCCUAUAUGUAUUUAUAGGGAUCCCUUUAAAAAGGGUAAACAUUUACUGACCCUCUGCGAGACAUACAAAUAUAAUAAACGUCCAUCAGAAAGCAAUCAUAGAAAUUCGUGCAGACUCACGAUGGAUAAGGUACUUGAUCAAGAACCAUGGUUUGGUAUCGAACAAGAAUAUAAUUUAUUAGAUACUGAUGGUCAUCCUUUAGGAUGGCCAAAAAAUGGUUAUCCUAAACCUCAAGGUCCAUAUUAUUGCGGUGUAGGUGCGGAUCGAAUGUUUGGAAGGCAAAUUGAAGAAUCCCAUUACAAUUGCUGCUUAUUUUCUGGAAUAAAUAUUGGCGGAACAAAUGCGGAAGUUAUGCCUUCGCAGUGGGAAUACCAAAUUGGUCCUAAUAUUGGAAUUGGCGUAAGUGAUGAGUUAUGGUUAUCAAGAUAUAUUAUGCAUAGAGUGUGCGAAGACUUUAACGUAAUAUGUUCAUUGGACCCAAAACCUUUACCAGAUUGGAAUGGAGCCGGAGCCCAUACCAAUUUUUCAACUAAGACAAUGAGAGAGACUGAUGGAUUGAAGGAGAUUGAAAGAUGUAUUAAACUUUUGUCCAAUCGUCAUUCUCAACAUAUUGCUGUAUACGACGCCAAGAAUGGGGAAGAUAAUAUUAGAAGGUUGACCGGUAUCCACGAAACAUCCAGUAUUCAUAAGUUUUCCUCAGGAACAGCGGAUAGAGGGUGUAGUGUGAGAAUACCGAGACAGGUAGCCGAAGAUAAAUGUGGAUACUUUGAAGAUCGCAGACCUGCCAGCAAUUGUGACCCUUAUCGCGUUACGGAACAAAUUAUUAAAACAUGCCUAUUAGAAGAAAUCUAA
Molecule: messenger RNA, 1113 nt
Organism: Gordionus sp. m RMFG-2023
Lineage: Eukaryota; Metazoa; Nematomorpha; Gordioida; Chordodea; Parachordodidae
Product: glutamine synthetase-like
Exons: 7
Coding region: 16-1113 (365 amino acids)
Cellular component (GO): cytoplasm
Molecular function (GO): glutamine synthetase activity
Source: RefSeq, a predicted model, not a curated record